AUGAAGAUGUACCAAAAAUCUGACUCAGACAUGACAAGCCUGGACCUAUCAUCAUCAUCACCGAAACCUCCCACUUACUAUGUCCAAAGCCCAUCACGUGACUCCGACAAAUCUUCCUCGGCUGCACUAACUCAUCAGAAUACUACUCCUACAGAGUCUCCGUCACACCCGUCGUUUGCUAGCCGCGUAUCCAACGGAGGAUUCCGGUGGAAGGGAAGGAGGAAAUAUCACGGCGGAAGAUGGUCUCCGGCGCCUGAUAAGGAGGAAGGUGGUGAUGAUGGAGAGUACGAGAAUCUUUAUGGAGACAACAGAGGAAUCUCUAUUGCUACUUGUAGACUUAUUUUGGGAGUUAUUGCGACAUUGACACUCUUUUUUCUUAUCAGCUCUGUUCUCUUUGCGGCUUCUCAAUCCUUCUCUCCCACCGUCUACGUCAAGGGUGUGAAUGUGCAUAAUUUUUACUACUGGGAAGGUUUAGAUAACACAGGAGUUCCGACAAAGAUCAUGAACAUCAACUGUUCAAUGCAGAUGACAACACACAAUCCUUCUACAUUUUUCGGUAUCCACGUCAGCUCCUCUGCUUUCAAACUCAUCUACUCUAGUCAAUUCACACUUGCUAUUGCUCAGCUCAAGAGUUAUUACCAACUAAAACAGAGCAACCACACGUCUAGGAUCAACCUCGUUGGCUCCAAGGUUUCACUCUAUGGAGCAGGACCGGACUUAGCUGCUUCAGACAACAACGGUGGAGUUCCCGUGAAGUUGGAGUUCGAGAUCCGAUCACGCGCGAACAUUGUCGGAAGUUUGGUUAACUCUAGGCAUCGGAAACACCUCUCUUGCUUCUUCUUCAUCUCUUCCAAAAACACCACAUUUGUUAAAUUCACCAACAAGACUUGUAACGAAUAA
Molecule: messenger RNA, 900 nt
Organism: Thlaspi arvense
Lineage: Eukaryota; Viridiplantae; Streptophyta; Magnoliopsida; Brassicales; Brassicaceae
Source: the annotation of a GenBank genome assembly